Molecule: messenger RNA, 2050 nt
Organism: Scomber japonicus (chub mackerel)
Lineage: Eukaryota; Metazoa; Chordata; Actinopteri; Scombriformes; Scombridae
Product: rho guanine nucleotide exchange factor 9-like
Exons: 11
Coding region: 85-1665 (526 amino acids)
Molecular function (GO): protein binding; guanyl-nucleotide exchange factor activity
Source: RefSeq, a predicted model, not a curated record
CCUGGCUCAGAACCACUGCAGGUCAACAUUUUGAUAAGUGGAGGUUCAAUCGUCAACGCUGAGGCGGUAUGGGACCAUGUGACCAUGGCGGACCGGGAGUUGGCGUUUAAGGCCGGUGACGUCAUCAAGGUGCUGGACGCCUCCAACAAGGACUGGUGGUGGGGCCAGAUUGAUGAGGAGGAAGGAUGGUUCCCUGCCAGCUUUGUACGGGUGGAACCCCACCCUCCUCAGCCCCAAACAAAACAGGUUUUCUAUAUCAACCCCAUAGCAACUCCACGGUUCCAAAACACCACGUCAAAGCUGUGGGUGAACCAAGAGGAUGGGGCAGCGGAGCCAGCAGAGGGGACCAGCGAGGUGCAGAACGGGCACCUGGACCCGACCAAUGACUGCUUGUGUCUGGGUUCGCCCCUUCAGAACCGAGACCAGAUGAGAGCUAACGUCAUCAAUGAGAUCAUGAGCACAGAGAGACACUACAUCAAACACCUCAAGGACAUCUGUGAGGGCUACCUGCGCCAGUGCAGGAAGCGUGUGGACAUGUUCAAUGAUGAUCAGCUGAAGGUCAUUUUUGGAAACAUCGAGGACAUCUACCGCUUCCAGAUGGGCUUCGUUAGAGACUUGGAGAAACAGUACAACACAGAGGAGCCCCACCUCUCUGAAAUCGGACCAUGCUUUUUAGAACAUCAAGAUGGUUUCUGGAUCUAUUCGGAAUACUGUAACAACCACUUGGAUGCCUGUAUGGAGCUGAGCAAGCUGAUGAGGGAUGGCAGGUACCAGCACUUCUUCGAGGCCUGUCGCCUCCUCCAGCAAAUGAUUGACAUCGCCAUAGACGGCUUCCUGCUCACCCCUGUCCAGAAAAUCUGCAAAUAUCCACUCCAGCUGGCUGAGCUUCUCAAAUACACCGCGCAGGAGCACAGUGACUAUCGAUACGUGGCAGCAGCCCUGGCAGUAAUGCGGAACGUCACCCAGCAGAUCAACGAGAGGAAGAGGAGGCUGGAAAACAUCGACAAGAUCGCCCAGUGGCAAGCCUCCGUUCUGGACUGGGAGGGGGAUGAUAUCUUGGACAGAAGCUCGGAGCUCAUCUACACUGGGGAGUUGUCAUGGAUCUAUCAGCCGUAUGGACGCAGCCAGCAGCGAGUUUUCUUCCUCUUUGAUCACCAGCUGGUCCUCUGUAAGAAGGAUCUGAUACGCAGGGACAUCCUGUACUAUAAAGGCCGUAUCGACAUGGAUCGCUACGAGGUGCGGGACGCCAUUGACGGGCGUGACGAUGACUUCAACGUAAGUGUGAAGAACGCUUUCAAAUUGUGCAACAAAGACAGCGAGGAGAUCCACAUCUUCCUGGCCAAGAAGCCGGAGGAGAAGAUCCGCUGGCUCAGGGCCUUCCACGAGGAGAGGAAGAUGGUGCAAGAGGAUGAGAAAAUCGGUUUUGAGAUCUCUGAGUACCAGAAGCGGCAGGCAGCCAUGACAGUGAGAAAGGUGACCAAACAGAAAGGUGUAAACAGGUGCACGCCCCCCUCAUACCCGCCCCCCCAGGACCCCCUCAGUGCGGGGCAGUAUGAGGUAACGGAGGACAUGGCACAAGGAGAGGUUUUUGAAUUCAGUCAAUCCAAAAGAGGCCAGGCUCCUUUCUGGCAGAAUUUUAGUAGAUUAGCUCCAUUUAAGAAAUAGAGAUACACAGACUCUUCUGAAGGACCAGCUAUUUUUCUUAGAAGCACUAAACACUGGAUGAUCAUGUCCCAUGAUGAAGAAAAUACGAAAAACACACAUACACAAGAGACUUCAAAGUUAAGGACCAAUGUUAAAUUUAGAGUGUGAUUGGAAGCAGCAAGAGGACUGAAGACUUGGAUUUCAAAAAAAAAAGAGGAAAAAAAAAAGAAACUUUACAAUUCAUAUAUGUUAGUAACGUUCUUAGUUAUCAUGCUUCUCCAGCCGAGUCAACCGUCAUGAACUCUUUCCCUCGGAUUCUGCAUAAUCACACCAUCUGAAUGUCCUGGAGUUCAUUAAGAUUGUUGUAUUAUUUCAUUUUGAAUCCAUCAUCCAGAGACAAACACAA